Messenger RNA from Caenorhabditis sp. 36 PRJEB53466, 1524 nucleotides. The record is from the annotation of a GenBank genome assembly. Lineage: Eukaryota; Metazoa; Nematoda; Chromadorea; Rhabditida; Rhabditidae.
AUGACUUCCUCAAAAUCCACGUCAGUUCAAGUGGAGAUUAACAAAAAGAUCAGCAUCAAGUUCCCGUUCGAACCGUACGAAUGUCAGCGAAUUUUCAUGAGAAACGUAAUCGACGUGCUGGAUAGAGUGAGAAGCCGCGUUGAUUCAUCUCGUAGCCACGUCCCCUAUUCAGAAGCUCGACGCCGCAUUGGAAAGUCCGACCGGCACCGGAAAGACGCUUUCGUUGCUGUGCUCGACGCUCGAGUGGGUUCAGCGCGAGAAAGAGACGAAGCCGUUGGAUUUCGCCACGUGGCAAGCGUCAGGUGUCGGCGGUGGAGGGCCCGGAGCUGCGGACGGCGGACAGCUCAAGAGCUCGUUCAUUCCGACGAUCUACUACGCGUCGAGAACGCAUUCGCAGCUGGAGCAGGUGGUGCACGAGCUGAACAGGACCGAAUACAGAUGGUCGGAGUGGAUAUUUAAGUCUGGAAGUCAUUGUUUUAUUUUCAGGGUGACCACAACAAUAUUGGGCUCUCGUGAGCACUUUUGCAUCAACGAAAAAGUGAAAAAGAUCAAAGAGUCGAACCGGCAGGCGCACGUCUGCAGGGCGAUGGUCCGCAAGAGAACGUGCCAUCAGUACAAUAAAUACAACGGUGAGAAGAGGUUCAUUUCAUCUGGACAUCUUCCGAUUAGUACUUUUCAGUGUGCUCCAAAGAGAAGGCGAACGAAAUGUUGAACACUGGAACUGCAAUGGAUAUUGAGGACUUUGUGAAGGUCGGACAACAGAAUUCGUGAGCAAGACAUCAAAAACUGUUAUUUAUAAUCCGACCCGUCAUCUCCAGAAUCUGUCCCUAUUUCCUGUCGCGUCAACGUUCGGAAAGCGCUGAACUGAUCCUCCUCCCUUACAAUUAUAUCAUCGAUCCGAAGAUGAGAAGGCGCUACAAACUAGAUCUCAACAACUCGAUCGUCAUUUUCGACGAGGCGCACAAUCUGGAGUCGAUCUGCGAGUCGAACUCUUCCGCAGAGCUCACCUCAACCGCCAUCGCAAUGUGCAUCUCCGAGCUGCAGAAAGUGUUGGCUCUUUUGGUGGAGGACGAGGAGACCGCUCGGCAGGAGGCCGACGAGUCGCAGGGAUUCGGAACUGUCGAUCCAUCGCAAGUCAUCUCCGAGUACCUCCGGACAGAGCAUCUGAUGGCGGUGCUCGAGAAGAUGUUCUCAUUGGAGCAGCAGUUCGACGAGCUAUUCAAGUCGGAUCUUCUGAGGAGUGUGCCGCCGUUGGAAGGAAAAGCGAGUGACGGAGAGGUUCUGCUGAACGCUCUCGCAAAGGCGGGCAUCGACGGAUUGGCGGUGGAGAGGCUCACGUCGGUGCUCUCGGAGGCCACUUCCUACUUGAUGUCCAAGAACGAGGAAGUUUCAUUGGCGGAGAAGGGCGACGGAAUGGAAAGAGUCUCCGAUUUCAUAGUUUCCAUUUAUACGACGCACGCGCAGGAGGUCGCAGCUGCGGCCGGAGACGAACGAGUUCAGGUGAGAAGACAGGAUAAGCUCUAA